AUGGGCGCAUCGGAAAGCAAGCUUGCUUUCAAGCAGAGCGUCUUCCUGCUGGCUGGCGACGAGGACAUUUCACCCUUCGAUCCAUUGUGGGCGCAGUUCUAUACUCUUCCCGAAAGUGCAGAAGAUGUCUUCGCACUUUGGUCACCGAACGAUUUGCGAGCGCUCACCCGAAACACCGUUGACCUCCGACCUCCACUUCAUACCCAGAUCGCACCGAGAAAGAACCUUGAAACCCUCAUUUACACAACGAUCGCACGACUACAGGCGUUUCAGCGUCCUCAGGACUCCGACAAUGCGCAACUCACGCCUGUUGCCGAGAUUCUCAAUUGCAUGCGAAUUCUAACGCGCCUGCUACCAUACCUGUACGAAGCAGAUCAUUUGAAAGACUGGCAGCAAGACUUCUUCUGGAAGCCGCGCCGGCCCACACGCGUUCUAGGUGGUACCGACGGCAGAACACCGAUAUACUUCGAUGGGUUAGAUCCGCGCAAAAAGUUCCAGCGGGACGAGAUCGAGCAGGCUAUCGGCACACCCAUCGGCGAAACACUUCUUGAGCUUAUCAUCGAUUACCUCUUCUUUCCAGGCUUUGCCAUCCCUCGAAGAGUGCGGGAAGAUGGCACCCUGGAUACUGAGAUCGUGGUGAAGGUCUGGCAGAGUGGAAUAGGGAGUAAUAAGAGCUUGAAUUGCACGAAGGAACACGAGAAACAUCAGAUGGAGACAUUGCGGCUCCUAAUUGCGCUUUCCAGCAAACCGAUGUAUACUCAGACCAGUGCCGUGGCGACUUGCGAUGUGGAACCUCUCACAUGGAUGACAACCCGGCUGGAAAGCAGAGUGACCAACGGCAUAGUAUGCUCUUUGCUGAACACAGUUCUGAAGUACAAUCCGAAUGCAUGGAAUAUUCCCAUCGAUCUCACGACCAAAAUAAGUGAUCCCAAGAAGCUACUAGUAAUGUACGCGCUGCAGCUCCUGCUCCUGCUCGUAACAUAUCAGGCGCCGCUCAACGAUAAGCGCAACCAGUUUCGCCAUGCCCUGAGCAUGUUGCACCGCGCAGACGAUUUCCAAUUCAUCCAGCAGGGACUGAGCCAAGUGCUGGCGCAUCCGAUACGAUCUACGUCUGCCAACUUGAGCUAUUUUCAAAACAAGGACAAAGCGCUUCCUUGGGCUCCGGAAAUGCUGAGCUUACUAUGGGAGCUCAUGCAAUGCAAUAGACGAUUCCGCAGGUAUUUGAACGACACAGGGGGUGCCCUUGAUUAUGUCAUACUUCUCCUCUUCUACGCUCUGGACGCAAAGGAUCAUUCCACAAGGCACGGUACUUUGAGAUUGAGUAUAUUCGCCCUGCAAACGCUCAGCGUCGAGGCCCCAUUCGCCACCAAGCUGAACACUCCUUUCGCGCACUCCGAGACUCUGCCAGCUGUUAUGCGUAUUCCCAACUUCCAUGGCUCAUAUGGAGACUUCUUGAUCUGCUCGAUACAUACGAUAUUCACCACGCCGAAAGGUCGACUCGAAGCAGUGUAUCCAGCAUUGUUGAGUAUCAUCAGUAAUAUCGCACCAUACCAGCGAGGUCUCGCGCGUGCUACAAGUUCCAAAAUGAUCGAUCUAUUUACUCUCCUUUCCUCGCCAAGCUUCCUACUUGCCAGUGAGAACAAUCACACUCUGGUCAUGAAAUUGCUCGAUGCGAUCAAUGGCAUCCUCGACAACACGGUGAAAGAUAAUCCGCGUUUCGUCGAAGUUCUUGUCGGCAGUCGAGCUCGCUUCAAGGCACUUAGAACACUCACAAUUGAAGGCGCGCUUGCGGAGCUCAACCGUCAAGGACAGGAGCGCAAAGAUCGCGGCCUUGACGGUGGAAAUGGCCAGAGCUACUCACGUGGACCCUCGAUGGACAGCGUAAGAAGUCCUAGCGCAUUAAGAACACCGACACUGGAAGAGGUCCCAGAAGACGAGCGAUUCGACAUCGGUGACGAUGAUGGUGACGAAAUUGAAGGCGUCGACAAUGAUAUGCACAACGGUACACCACAUCUCGACGAGUCUGCUGAUCAGCUGCACCAGAUGAGCGAGAAAGCACGUGGCAAACAGCCUGCUUCACGAGUCAUGGCAUUAUCGCGGACCACGUCGGCAAGCAGUCUGCCGACAGUCUCGACAAUAACAUCACAACCAUUCCGCCCAUCGCAGGAAUGGUUAGAAAGUUGGUAUGAAACAUUGCCAUUGUCUACGGUCUUCAAGACGAUAAACGAGGCGAAAAUCGGGGGUGGGAUUCCUGAAAAAACAACGAGGUCGAUUGACCAGGCUAUGCAUGCACAUAAUGAUGGGAAGUUCACUCCAGGUGCGAACAUUGAGCUCACCAAUACAGCUCCAGUGACUGCUGAGCCUCCGAGCAACUUCGAGUGGAGCUCUGUUGCCCGGGUUUGGUACAUGUCAGAGCUGUGGGGUAGAAUCUAUAUCCAAGAAGCCGAAGUCUCGCAGGGUAUCGGCGGCCUCUACAGCGGGACCAACAUCGUCUUGUUCAAGCGCUCGUCCUCUACCCAGGAGAUCUCUCUUCGAAGCCCCAAGGGAGCGAUCGAUGCGGUCGGAAACUCCCUUGCCCAGCGCAUCAGUAACAUCUCACUAAAACGGGAAUAA
This is a messenger RNA of Dissoconium aciculare CBS 342.82, 2613 nucleotides long. RefSeq lists its product as uncharacterized. The coding region runs from base 1 to 2613 and encodes 870 amino acids. Gene Ontology annotation, cellular component: Golgi trans cisterna; membrane; Golgi medial cisterna. The record is from RefSeq and is a predicted model, not a curated record. The transcript has 8 exons. Lineage: Eukaryota; Fungi; Ascomycota; Dothideomycetes; Mycosphaerellales; Dissoconiaceae.